This is a messenger RNA of Rotaria sp. Silwood2, 1728 nucleotides long. NCBI's taxonomy places the organism in Eukaryota, Metazoa, Rotifera, Eurotatoria, Philodinida, Philodinidae. The record is from the annotation of a GenBank genome assembly.
AUGGAUUAUCUUACAACAUUGCCUGUGGAAUUAAUUCACAAAAUUCUGGACGAUGUUCCAACAGUUGAUAUUCUCUUAUCCGUAUUCUUGGUCAACAAACGACUUCGUUCUGUUUCUAUGGUUUAUCCUCGAUUUCAACUAAACUUUGCAUGUUCGGUCACAUCGAUUAACAAGAAUCAAUUUGAUUGUAUUUGUAGUCAAUUGCUUAAUUUAACUUCUCAAAUUGUAUCAUUAACACUUUUUGAUAAAGAUGAUCCAAUGACACCAAUAAAAAAUAAUCUUUUUCUUUCACGAUUCAGCAACAUUAAUAUAAUGUUUUCAAAUAUUCGUUCAUUAACUUUGACAUAUAUUGAUUUUGAUACAUUAUAUUCAUUUAAAACUCGACUUUCAUUAUCCAUCGUAACAUUAUCUAUUCAUUUGGUACAUAAUCAGAAAUUUCUGGAUUUAUUAGGAACAUCUUGUGUUCUAUAUGAAGUAAUCUUCUUUUCACCAUCACUUAAACAACUUUCGCUUAAAAUGAGUAACUAUUCAAAUGAUUUGGUUACAAUUUAUCAUCAAACUCCAACAAUUUUAUCAUCUAUUCAAUAUUUACACAUAGAAGGUAUUACAAUUGAUUUAUCAAGUUUACUUAUUAUUGUACCUAUGCUUCAUACACUUGAAGUUAGUUUUCAUGAUUCCAACAUAUUAUACAAUACAAUUCAUGAUCAACCAUUAUAUUUACAACGAUUACGUAUUGAACUAUAUGCUCUUACUUGGGUGACGACGGUAAUUAUACUUUCAUCAUUUUCACGAUUAGACUAUUUAACAGUAAUUGCUGAUGAUUUAAAUAAUGAUAUGGCUAAUGGUAGUGCUUGGGCAGAAUUAUUACAAGAAGUCAAACAUUUCGAAUGUAAACUUCAUUUCUAUUGGCGUGCUUUUACCAGUACACCAAUUAAUCUCGAUUCAUUUCGUACGAAAUUCUGGCUUGAAGAAAAAAAAUGGUUUAUUUCUUACGGUCAAUAUUUAGAUACGGCUUCUUCAAUACUUUAUACGAAUUCUUUUUCUUCAAUUGAUUAUCCAUCAAAUGAAAUGAUUGGAAUUUUAUUAUCAGAAUCAACCAUAUUAGAAUCAAUAUCAUUGUCUCAUGCUCAAUGUUUUACGCUUAAUUAUCAAUAUAUAAAAUCUGCAUUCUUACAUCGAUAUAUUCAACUUAAACAAUUAAAUGAACUACUAGUUGAUAUUAUGCCUCCAAUGGCUUUUAAAAAUAUUAAUUUGUAUCUUGACGCAUCUCGAAUUGUUAAAUAUUAUUCUAUUACUGAAUGUAGCGCAGAAUCACCUUCUGAUGUUAUAAAAUUUCUACAAAAUUUACCUAAUUUACGUGCACUUAGUGUAUCUGGUCCUGUACUCAAUUAUCUUGUCUUUCAUCCAUGGCCUAAUAUUGUUUAUUUAAGAAUUGAAAAUGAUUUUGAUAAUAGUCUUGGUAUAUUAUGUUCGGAUAUGAUUGAUGCAAUAUGUUCUUCGUUUACUCAUCUUGAAAUACUUGAUUUUCAUUUGACAUGUGCCGAUGAUCUACGACCAAUUUUUAAUAGAAUAAUUAACACGACUAUAAUUCAUAUACUUAUUCGACAACCAUUUGGUAUUAUUCACAAUAAACGAUUUGUUUCAUGUGAAUGGAUCAAACGUAAUACAGAACUGAAAAAUUUUUAUUAUGAAUGUGAUGUAGAAAAUUCUGUUAGUUUAUGGCUUUAA